UAAAUAGACUUGCUGUCUACAUUCUGAACACUAUAAUGGAACAAGGUUGAAAUUUUUAUAACACUCUUUCAUAUAAAAAUGCAAUACCUGAGACUUACGAGCGUAAACGACGUUGCUCGAUCUAAUAGCCCGAAUUGGGGACCCUACAACUCUUAGCCAGCCUGAUACAGGGACGGCAGGCCAGAUUAUGAUUGGAACAAAAGAAACAUAGGAGCCGUAUAAAAGAUAAAUUUACGUGGAUUAUAAAUAAAUACAUACCUUUACUUAUUAAGUAGUGGCGUUCACAAGCCUAAAUGUACAUUUGUUGAAAAAAAUUGUUGUUCUUUUUAUAUGAAGCAACUUUCUGACAAGAAUACUUUCAACUCGAACAAUGAAUUGGACGAUUAUCUGAUGGCUGCGAAAAUCAGAAAAUUCGGACAAAAGAUUCUGCUCUUCAGCGACAUGAUACAAGAAUAUAAUUUUCUCUACGGCGGUAGAUUAAUGAACGUGUUAGCAGGAGUACUUAUUAUCAUCUUGGCAUUCUACAAACAGCUAAAUCUAGGGCAAGCAAUGUGGGUCGCAUCAUUUAUUAACUAUGGUCUUGCGAUUAUAGUCUCUUCAGACUCAUUAAUGGUUGAGUGUGAAAAACUUCUGUACUCAGCUCACCACUACCAAUCACAAACCUUAAAAAUGAGUCUUCUAAGUGUGGAACUGAAAAGAUUCAUUGCAAAGUUGAAACAUUUUAAACCUAUUAUAUCGGCAGCUGAUUUUUUUGAAAUUAGAAGACCUAGCAUUUUGAGUAUGAUAAGCGGUAUCACCACUAAUUCUAUUAUUAUGAUUCAACUGGGAGAUGCCAAAUUUGAGAAAAACCUUGAAGUCAGACAACGACUAUAAUGAAUGAAUGAAUGCAUUAUCAAGGCAUUUAGGCAUUUCAAACCACGUGACUUUCUGACACUUAAAAUGGUUGCCGGAUAAAGAUGACACACAACCUGGUUUUUACAUGUUACUAAGAAUAUAACUAUUAGUAAAAUCACAACAGGUUUUGAUCAAAAUUUACCUUUAAAGCACAAAAGUACCGUUAUUUGAACUAGUUAUGUACAAAAACAAUAUCAUUAGGAAACAAACGUUUGUAUCAUCAAGCAACCAUUUGAACAGGACUUCGGAAUGCCUAAUUAUUUUAUACAAAUACUUUUGUGGCAAACAGAUGCUCUAUCUUAUAUUAUUGAAUGAUUUAAUUUUGGAUUUUUUAUUUUAUUAUUUUGACUUUGUAUUUUGUAAUAUCUUCUUUCUUAUUCUCAUCACAUUUUCGUCCUAAACGCUUGUUCCGUCGAAUAUUUGGUAUCUAAUUGUUUUAAACAUUGCCUACACUUUUGUUAAAACUAUUUGUUUAUAAAUUAUUAAAUAGAAAACGAUGUAUUAAUUUAAAAAGAGAUAAACUUUAAGCAAUAAAAUAAAUAUCUGUUGCUAAAUGGUUGGUUGUUUUAUUUGCUCUAUAAUCACUCCAAGUUUAUUGGUAUAUUAUUAGGUAUGUCAGUGUAUUGAAAUUUGUUUGAAUUUUAC
Molecule: messenger RNA, 1539 nt
Organism: Psylliodes chrysocephalus
Lineage: Eukaryota; Metazoa; Arthropoda; Insecta; Coleoptera; Chrysomelidae
Source: the annotation of a GenBank genome assembly